UCCGUAGGAGCUGGAGCAUCCGCGCUGGCUUCCGUCCUCCUGCACCCUCUGUUUUACUUGAUCCCCAACUUGACAAUGGAACCCACGCACGGUAAUUGACAGUGGGCGGAGCCCGUGGGCUAGGGAGCAGCGCACGUGCGCAUCACGCGAGCCGCGCGCCGGAAGGACUUCUCUGGCCAAGACCUGCAAAGAGGAGCCGCAGGAUUGGGGCCACGGCGCGGGAGGUCGCCAUGGCUACAGAGCCCGCGGCCGCCGAGCCCGCGAUUUCGGAGCCCGCGGUGCCGUCGCUCGUGGAUCGUUACUUCACUCGCUGGUACAAAGCGGAUGUCAAAGGAAAACCCUGUGAAGAUCACUGUAUACUACAGCACUCUAACCGAAUAUGUGUCAUCACAUUGGCAGAAUCUCAUCCAGUUCUUCAAAGUGGAAAAACAAUUAAAAGCAUUUCCUAUCAGAUCAGUACCAAUUGUAGCAGACUUCAGAACAAGGUCUCUGGGAAAUUUAAGCGGGGGGCACAAUUUCUAACAGAACUUGCACCUCUGUGUAAGAUUUACUGCUCAGAUGGAGAGGAAUAUACCAUAUCUAGCUGUGUUAGAGGACGGUUGAUGGAAGUGAAUGAAAACAUUCUCCACAAACCAUCUAUUCUUCAAGAAAAGCCAUCUACUGAAGGCUACAUUGCAGUUGUGUUACCCAAAUUCGAGGAGAGCAAAAGCGUAACAGAAGGGUUACUGACACAAAAACAAUACGAAGAGGUCAUGGUGAAACGCAUUACUGCCACAACAGCUACAUCAUGAGGAUGAGAUGGAGUGAAAAGUGCUGUAGGACACUUACCCACCCUGGCCUCAAAACGUCAGUGCACUAAAAGAGGAAACCCAGAGUAUGUGAAGCAUACUCAGCACCCGCCAUCAGCUAGGGAGGCCUAAUCCUUCCUGUCACCUAGUUUCCCUUUUGUCUUCAUCCUUCAAGAUCUGUCCUGCCUGGGGACUCAUUAUGUUGUCAACUGACAAGCAAGGGAUGUUUUUCUGAUUAAAAACAACAAAUCUCUUUCAGGAAAAUUGGAAAAUGGAAAAAUUUUAGGUAGCCAAGUAAAAGCAAUUUACCUACCAUACCUAUGACGUAGAGGAAUACAUGCCAUGUAUUUAUCAUUAUUGCCUGAGUUUUCUGUCAGUUUAAUAUUUUUAUUUUUUUAGUUGUAGGUGGACACAAUAUCUUUAUUUCAUUUUUAUGUCUCUCACAUUCUAGGCGAGCACUGCACCACUGAGCCACAGCCACAGCCCUCAGUUUAAUAUUUUGAAAAACGGUACCCAGCCUUUCUUCAGUGACAUUACCAAAGUCUCAUCCCAUCCCUUUUGCUUCAACUCCUCUGCCUUUAGGUUGUAGGAAAAAAAUAGGAGUGCUAAGUAUAUCUUCAUGGCUCCUUAUGGAGCUGGGCCUCCCCUCUACAAGGAAUGAGAUCUCUAACACUGACUUCUUAAAUUGCAGACACAAAAAAGGCUUUGCUGGAGCUUUCCUAGCAAAUGGAUAUAGGACAGUGUUCAUCUGGUUCUUGCAAUACAUAGGUUGUAGUUCACUCGGUCUCACACAUUUUAGGUACAGUUAAUGUCUAGCACAGAAAUGACAGAAUAAUUCGCCCAAAGGCAUAGAUGCCUUUGAACCAGAAUAAAGAAUUUCACAAACUAGGGGGAAAAAAAUCCCACUGAAUGUAUGGUUUAACUUUGAGCUGGGGGGUGUUGCUCUUUGGUGGAAUGCUUACCUAGUAUGCAUGAGGACCUGGGUUCAAUCCCAAGCACCACAAAAAACGGAUUAUAUACUAAAUUUACAUGAUUUCAAAAAAGAACUUCACAUCUUAUUUAAGGGAUGCAACACAUACAUACAUAGAUAUACAAAGGGAAAGAAAAUCACUUGAUUUGUAGGUUCCUUUGGUUCUUUAUCCUCUGAUGCUGUUGAAAUAAUGCUGUCCCUUUCCCAUCCCCACUCACGCUUCCAUGAGAAUAUUCUCAGGUAUCUAAAAGAGUAUUUUGUAAAUAAAACUUGAAAAGUUUUUUUUAGUUCAUAA
This is a messenger RNA of Marmota flaviventris (yellow-bellied marmot), 2053 nucleotides long. RefSeq names its product actin binding transcription modulator (gene Abitram). Gene Ontology annotation, cellular component: dendrite; nucleus; lamellipodium. NCBI's taxonomy places the organism in Eukaryota, Metazoa, Chordata, Mammalia, Rodentia, Sciuridae. The record is from RefSeq and is a predicted model, not a curated record. Gene Ontology annotation, molecular function: actin filament binding; actin monomer binding. Gene Ontology annotation, biological process: dendrite morphogenesis; regulation of filopodium assembly; regulation of actin filament polymerization.